Musa acuminata AAA Group (dessert banana) is the source of this 847-nucleotide messenger RNA. RefSeq lists its product as uncharacterized. NCBI's taxonomy places the organism in Eukaryota, Viridiplantae, Streptophyta, Magnoliopsida, Zingiberales, Musaceae. The record is from RefSeq and is a predicted model, not a curated record. Bases 213 to 644 code for a protein of 143 amino acids. The transcript has 2 exons.
CGUUCUCCCAUUCCGCGAAGCGCAGGGGAAUCGCACGCGGUGAGGAGGGUUGACGAAGGCGGCGAGGCAAUCCGCGAAGAUAUUCCUCUGUUCCUUGUGUUCCACACCUGGGGUUUCUCUUCUUUUCGUGAUCGCUUCCCGGAUUUCGGUUUCCGUUACUUGACCUUGAUCCAAGGAAGCAGACGUGAACCGAAGCAUCAAUUAGCUGAGCAAUGGAGGUAUAUGGCAAAUCCAUGAUUGCCGAGACGAGCAAUGUGAUUUAUUUGUCCAGUAUUCUUAACAAGGAAGGGUUGAUUCCUAGUCACAAAUGUGACAAGAGGUGCCAAAACGAACAAGUGUUUGGAAAUAUGUACCGCUGCAAACUAACAGGACUGACACACAUCUGUGAUAAAAAUUGUGACCAGAGAAUUUUGUAUGAUAACCAUAGUUCUCUUUGCAGAGUGAGUGGACAGGUUUUUCCUCUUUCGCUAGCAGAAGAGCAGGCGGUGAGAGGUUUGCGGAGGAAGCUUGAAGUGACCAACACUGAUGGCUGUGCUUUUAAGCGCAGGCGAGAUGCCCAGCUGCAUCCUUCUCCUUUUGAGAGGGCUUUUUCUGCAGUCUCUCCAAUAUGCAAUCCAAUUGGAGAUGGCAUGGAUAUGAGUUAGAGCUUAUUAGUUCCGACCAUUUCGUUUCUCCCUUUGUUUCUUCUCUUGCCAACUUUCAUUUGGAUAGAGUCCAGAACUUCUGUUCUAUUAUGGGACCUGGAGAAAUUCUGUUUAUGUUAUGGGUAUGUAGGGAGUCUGUAGUAACUUCUAAUUGGUACUGUUCUGCUGUAACUGUUUAAUUUGAACUUUGUCUUGGAAACCAA